Molecule: messenger RNA, 1377 nt
Organism: Saprolegnia diclina VS20
Lineage: Eukaryota; Oomycota; Saprolegniomycetes; Saprolegniales; Saprolegniaceae
Exons: 1
Coding region: 67-1245 (392 amino acids)
Source: RefSeq, a predicted model, not a curated record
CGUUCGUAGAACGUGCGGGUCUGAAACGGGCGAAGCUUUCGUUGGCACAGCGCCGAGAAAGGCCGGAUGGACAAGCCACCGCUCGGUCGCGACGGGCGCAACCGCAGCUCGUCCAUGGACAGCACGUACGCGUGCCCCGUCUUUGCCGAGCCCGUCGCCGCGCCAAGCUCGAGCAGCAGCAGCAAGCGGUCGCGGUCGCGGACGUCGUCGUUCUCGCGCGAGAUGAGCGACGUCAACGUGUCACGGCUGCCCGCCGCGCCGCAGCUCCCGAGCGUGCCGUACCCGGUCGACCCGUACCACUUUUCGUGCCACCACAGCGUCGACACGAAGGACGCGGUCGCCGAGGUCAUGCGGUCGCUGAACCGGCACGACGUCGACCUUGUCUUCCAAGUGCACAAGUGCAAGUUCAAAUGCGUCAAAUACGUGGCGUACGACCGCAUCGACUUUAACAUUCGGCUCUACCGCGCCGAGACGCAGUCGCUUCUCAUCGAGUGCCAGCGGCGGUCUGGUAGUCUUCUCGCGUGGGACACGCUGUACCGAGACAUGUACUGUGAUUUGUGCAGUAUCAUCGACCGGAGCGCGCCAACCUGUGCGCAAAGCGGCGGCCAGAAAAAGGUCCUUCUCGAGACGCCACUUAUCGCGCCGUCCCGGGAUCCGCGCGGAUCGACCUCGUCGGGCAUGGACGUGUUUGUCAUUAUGCUCACGUCCCACUUUGUCGACAUUCGCGCCGAGGGCUGCUCGGCCGUGGCGGCGGCGACGCGGACGCUGGCAACAGCGCACAAGGCGGCGACGUGCGGCCUCAUUGCGCUUCUCAGUGCGCAGAUCCAAGAAAUGUCGGGUUUCGAGCGCUCCACCGUGCUCUCGUCGCAGGCGCCCAUCGUACCGUCCAGCGUUCGACGGGAUAUCGUGCGCUGCGCCGUCGGCGCGAUCGCCAACAUGGCGCUCGCGUAUCCGAGCUGCGCUGGCGCCGGCCCCCACAUUACCGAGCAGUUUCAAUCCGCAUGGUCGUCGAUGCUGCACUGGCUCAAAGCCACCAGCACCGACGAGUAUACGCUCAAGGAGCUCCAGCGCGAAGUGUGUCGAGCGGUCGUGCCGCUCCUCUCGCUGCUUCCAACAGCCAUCUCAGCGCGCGACAAGAGCAUCCUCUUGGCAUUUGUGACCCGCGCGCAGUCGGACGUGACGAUGACGUCAGCGUGCACGCACCUCCUCGACGCCAUCACCCGCGUCCAGAACGUCGCACUGUAAGGAUACACCACAUUCCGAAGCCUCCGCCACGUAGAUAGCAUCAUAUAACAGUGGAGCGUAUCGUAAGACCGUGUGUCGUCGUCACGCGCAUGCCCAGCACGGACGGUGCAAGUGGCACCCUUCUCCGGGCGU